Asparagus officinalis (garden asparagus) is the source of this 1712-nucleotide messenger RNA. RefSeq lists its product as uncharacterized. The record is from RefSeq and is a predicted model, not a curated record. NCBI's taxonomy places the organism in Eukaryota, Viridiplantae, Streptophyta, Magnoliopsida, Asparagales, Asparagaceae. Bases 698 to 1312 code for a protein of 204 amino acids. The transcript has 5 exons.
AGAUAUAUGUUAUGUGUAUGAUGAUCCCAUUGGAGGAAGUAGCGUCAUGUGACACCACUUUCUCAUAGGUGGAUCCGCAAAUGGUUAGUGCCAUAUUUGGCACAUUGGAUUGCUGAUGCAUCUAGGUUUUUUUAGUAUCUUGGUUCAUUGUGAUUGAUUCUAGUUAGGGUCAUGAGUUUAAACUUCUUUGAAUACUAAACUGAAAGGGCAUAAAUUUUGACAGUUUUUGUUGUUAAUAAUAUACAUUUGGUUUUGAAGUUUUUCUAGUCAUGUUAAGUAGAGAAAUCUUUUCUUUUAGAAUAGGUGAAUGUCUAAAUAUGAAGCUAUGAAUAUGCUGAUUGUGAAAUUGGUAUUAUCAUAGUUUGUAUUAUUAUACAAGUUCAUCAUAGCUAAUAACAAUGCACGUUCACUAUGUUCAAUAUCCCAUUAUUAGAACACUUGUACUAUGAUUGAGAGGAGUUCUGCUUACUCGUAACAAAACCAAAAUUUUAUGCAGGAAAGAAUCAAUGUGCCUUUAGUUAUGUGUGAUGUCCCACAUUAUCAUAUUGGUUCAUCAUAAAGCUCGUUUCGAUGAUUGUGCAAGUAGACAGUUUUGAAUAUAUUUGAUCACUGAAGCUUUGCAUAUACAUACAUAUACAUCUGCAUAUGUGUGCAUGCGCAAAUACAUUUGGUUUUCAAAUUUGAGUACAGAUGUGAAAUGCAGGAAGCUUUGCUAAAGUUGGGAUUUUAUUCUGGUGAGGAGGAUAUGGAGUUUUCCAGUUUCUCCAGUGGGACUGAGCGUGCUGUCAAAACUUGGCAAUCCUCAUUAGGGACAUUCGAAGACGGGGUUAUGACUUUAGAGCUCCUAGAAAGGUUAUUCAUGGAAAGAACCUUAAACGAAAAAACAAAUCAGGGAGGAUCUUCUGUAUCUAAAGCAGGAAAGGAUGGUCCAAAUGGAGCACCGACUACAUCUGUGUCUGGAGUAACAGAAAUUAAGCAGACAGUCGUAAAAGAGAGUGGUAAUGCAAACAUUGAGGUAUCUGCACAUAAAGUAUUCCUCCUUGGUGAGAAUCGAUGGGAAGAUUCAUCUAGGUUAACAGGCAGGAAUAAGCCCAUUAGCGGAAAUGCCGUAGUAUCUUCUACCAAAUGCCUUACUUGUCGUGGAGAAGGCCGUUUAAUGUGCACAGAAUGUGAUGGGUCUGGGGAGCCAAAUAUCGAACCACAGUUUAUGGAGUGGAUAGAUGAGGAUGCAAAAUGCCCAUAUUGUGAAGGACUUGGCUACACCAUCUGCGAUGUUUGCGAAGGGAAUGUCUCCGCUGCUGGCCAGAACUAGUUGAAACCUGUGAACAAUUACACUGUAUAUGUGACGCAUAUACGCCCAGAUUAUUUCCACUAGAAUGCAUACGGAUGUAGGAAGUCAGUUAAUUUGGUCUGUCCACCAACCGAGCUUAGGUGUACAUUUCAAUAUUUCAGCUGUAAAUAUUGACGAUCCAAUUGACCCCACCGAUCUGUAGUUUUUGCGUUGGCAAGAGGAGAACAUUUGAGACCACACCAACAGAUAUAUGGGACAGUAACUGCCAGGGGAAAGCUUGUUCGAAGAUACUUAAUUUGCUAUUUUUGCGUUCUUUUUUCUCUUCUAUUCCUAUAGUUUUCUGAUCUUUUUCCUAUUUAUGUAUUUAUGAUGAACGCAGACCGCCUGAUAGUGAUUUCCAAAUGCGGUCUUCUUUUGCAAA